Molecule: messenger RNA, 1143 nt
Organism: Drosophila grimshawi
Lineage: Eukaryota; Metazoa; Arthropoda; Insecta; Diptera; Drosophilidae
Gene: ATPsyngamma
Product: ATP synthase subunit gamma, mitochondrial
Exons: 2
Coding region: 78-971 (297 amino acids)
Biological process (GO): proton motive force-driven ATP synthesis
Molecular function (GO): proton-transporting ATP synthase activity, rotational mechanism
Source: RefSeq, a predicted model, not a curated record
UGUGGCAAGGCCGUACCCUGUGUUAUAACAUUCGUCUCGCUGCCAACUUCACGCAGGAACUUCAACAGCAACACAGGAUGAUGAUGCAACGUACUGCACUCUUGAUGCCUCUGGCUGUUGAAGCCACGCUUGUGGCUCAGCAGCAACGUGGCAUGGCCACACUGAAGGCCAUCUCCAUUCGCCUCAAAUCGGUAAAGAACAUCCAGAAAAUUACGCAAUCAAUGAAGAUGGUGUCCGCUGCAAAAUACGCCCGUGCCGAGCGUGAUUUGAAGGCGGCGCGUCCCUACGGCGUGGGUGCUCAACAAUUCUUCGAGAAGACCGAAAUCCAAGCGGAUGGUGCAGCCGAGCCGAAGAAGCUCUUGAUCGCCAUGACUUCGGAUCGUGGCCUGUGCGGUGCCGUUCAUACCGGUGUUGCUCGUCAGAUCCGUGGUGAAUUGGCCAAGGAUGAUUCAAACACCAAGGUGUUCUGUGUGGGCGACAAGUCACGCUCCAUUCUCGCGCGUCUCUAUGGCGCGAACAUCCUGAUGGUGGCCAACGAAGUGGGACGAUUGCCACCCACUUUCGUGGAUGCCUCGAAGAUUGCCCAUGAAGUGCUGUCCACCGGUUACGAUUAUACCGAGGGCAAGAUCUAUUACAAUAGAUUCAAGUCUGUGGUGUCUUACCAGUGCUCCACACUGCCCAUCUACAGUGGACCCACUGUCGAGAAGUCAGAGAAACUGGCCGUUUACGAUUCGCUCGAUAGCGAUGUGAUUAAGAGCUAUUUGGAGUUCUCGCUCGCCUCGCUCAUCUUCUAUACAAUGAAGGAGGGCGCCUGCUCAGAGCAAUCGUCUCGCAUGACUGCCAUGGACAAUGCCUCGAAGAAUGCCGGUGAAAUGAUUGAGAAAUUGACCCUCACAUUCAACCGCACCCGACAGGCUGUCAUCACCCGUGAGCUGAUUGAGAUCAUCUCCGGUGCCGCUGCCCUCACAUAAGAAGUGGAACUCCACAACACUCCAGUUCGAGCCGCAGCUCCAGAUUCAACGAUCCUAAAUACAAAAAAUAUGAAAACGAUUCGAAGACGCCAGAGCUGCGUACAUUGAAAUGAUUAAUAAAAACAUCUAAUUAUCUGAGAUAAAAACACAGAAUAAAUAGCGUGGAAACGAA